UAAAGUUUUAAUAUUUGUUUACAGACAUGCUACGAAAUGGAGAGAUACUUAAAAGACGAGCCGAAGCUCCAGAGUUACAAAAAACUGCCGACGGAGUUAGACACACCCUGGCACGUAUUCACUGCGCCUCCCCCCUGGAAGGUCGAAGUAGUCGACCCUCUGGACGAACCAACCUUGGACUCCCUCAGUUUGAGUUCGUCGGGAUCCGCUUGUUCGAGGGUCUCCUGCGGCUCUUUGUCCUGUGAAGUCGUCGUCAAAAAGGAACCUCUGAUCGACGACGACGAAGAGGAAGAAGAGCUGUUGUUAGAAGAGAGCCAAACCCAGCCUCUUCCCACGCUCACACCGCCUUCGUCCCCCGAAAGCCAAGGCUCGUUGCAAAAAAUCACCGGGACAACGAGGCAUCCUAGAGAGACGGUUACGAUACAAAACAGUCAGCCCGUGACUACAGGGACGGUCAUUCCCACCAGCCAACAACACAACCAUCCCAGGACGCAGAGGUCUACGGACAAGACAUCCGAAUCGAAGAAAAAAGUCCAUAAGUGUCAGUAUACCGGCUGUAAAAAAGUCUAUUCGAAGAGCUCACACUUGAAGGCCCACCAAAGAACGCACACAGGGGAAAAGCCAUACAAGUGCUACUGGGAAGGAUGUACGUGGUCGUUCGCAAGGUCGGACGAAUUAACACGGCAUUUCCGGAAGCAUACGGGAGCGAGGCCGUUCAAGUGCCGAAUCUGCGAAAGAUGUUUCAGCAGGUCGGACCACUUGGCGUUACACAUGAAGAAACACACCCCUUACGGUCUUAUAAACCAAAAAUAAAUGUUUAUAUAUUUAUUUAUAAAUAAAUUCUCUAGCGCUUCCACAAACCAUUCAUAAGCGCUCAAAGCAAACGUUUGAAACAACCACGCUCCCUCAGUCGGAAAAGUUACCAUUGGUGGUGGAGCCCUAGGUAAAAUAAUUUAACUCUAAAAUUUUUAAAUGAGAACAGGUUAAAUAAAUGUAAAUUUAAAGAUUUAAGAUUAAUAGAGACACUUCUAGAAAUUUAAAUAAAAAAUUAUACAGAUCGCGCUCACCGCGAAACGCUCAAAUUUAAACAGAAUGUAAAUGGCGUGCAGAACGCGAUGUGUCCAGUACUAUAUUUUCCUUAUUUUUUUAUGCUCAUCCUUUGAUUAUUACAAAGUUAACCUAAAUAAAUAUUUCUAGCUCUUCCGAUAAUACCCAUAGAUUCAUCCCAUAUUAUUUUCUUACUGAUGAAAUUCAUACUGACAAAGUCUAGGAUAUUUUUACACUAUUCAUUCCAUUUACGUUUGUGAGAUUAGAUGAGAUCCUAAAAUUCCAAGGGUGCGAGGAUUCCAGAAAAGAUGCGCUAUUCACCAGUCCUCCAUAAGUCUUUUCAAGGAUCAAUAUGGGUAUUAAGAUUUUGGGAAGUAUUUCAAUAAAAGGGGGGAGGGUUUAUCAACCAUUAGAAGUUUAAAUAGUCGAAUAAAAGCUCAUUUCAUAAUUAACCGUACUCUACAUUAACAACUCUGUAGAUUACUUAACACAUUUUUACAUUGCCCUUAAAAAUGUGGUAUCAAAUUUUGACUCAAAAUAAUUAAUAUCUCUCUUGAGUUCCCGAAAAUCCACCUUUCACUACAUUUUAUCAUUCCUGUUGUUUUCAUUUGACGUGUUUGAUUAUUAAAAUAUUAAAUAAAAUACAUUUAACACGCAUCUGUGAUAAAUUUAGUUAGCAAAUUUCACAAAAAAAAGCAUUACUUGAAAAUUUAAGUACUGACUUGAUUGUAAAGUUAGCUAGAAUUCUGAUGGACUGAGACUUAACUAGGUUAUUCGGGUAACUACAGACGAGGAGAUUGUUUCCUCCCUGUUCUAAUGAUUCUAAUAGGUACUUGUACGUCAAAAUGAUGUUAAUAUUCACAAGAUGAGCAUAAUUUCUUAGACCAGGUUAUAUCAAAUCACUGCCACAGCUAAAGAGGUGGCCCUAAGUAAUUACGUAUAUUAAUUAAAAACUUAGUCAUAAUUUAAUUGAAUAAUAAACCUAGUCUGAACAUCCCCGCCGCCGUGAUGUAUUUUUAUAAUGAAUCAUAUUAACUAACACUCUUUAAAACUCAAAGAAAUGGAAAAAGAUAAUUUCUUUAAGGGGGCCCCUCUCUUUUACAAUUGUCUCGUUUUCUUCAAUUUCGUCAUUUUCUUCUAUUGUUUUAGGUAUUCAAAGAUUUUAAAAUAUAUGUAAAUGAAAAGGAGUAACCGGUAUACGCUCCGCAAUUAUGUGAUAAAUUUGAAAUCACUCCUAAAUUUAUUUGAUAUUUCCAGAGUAAAAUUUUAAAAUAUGAAAAAAAAUUAUUUAGAAAAUUAUUUUGCUUGUUGACUGUUUUAGCUUGAAUUUGGCUUUUUAUUGU
Molecule: messenger RNA, 2390 nt
Organism: Cimex lectularius (bed bug)
Lineage: Eukaryota; Metazoa; Arthropoda; Insecta; Hemiptera; Cimicidae
Product: Krueppel-like factor 7
Exons: 3
Coding region: 37-813 (258 amino acids)
Biological process (GO): regulation of transcription by RNA polymerase II
Molecular function (GO): RNA polymerase II cis-regulatory region sequence-specific DNA binding; DNA-binding transcription factor activity, RNA polymerase II-specific
Source: RefSeq, a predicted model, not a curated record